AGUGGGGAACCCUCAUCACAUCAACCAUAUGCUCCCAAUGGUCGUUACUGCUUUUCACGAAAUAAAUGAAAUUAAGAAGUAACUGAAGAAAAAAUUUAGAUGAGAGAAACUAAAAAAGGAUAAUUUAGAAGAAGACACAGUAGGUUGCUUCUGUGCUCAGUUCAGUCCCCGGAGGACAGCUGGCAUUUGCUGAACACCAGGGAGACAGGACAUGCGGCUGCUCCCAGUUCUGUUCCUUCUCAUCAGCCAAGCCCACUUCUCCACCUGCGUGAUGAGAAUGGCAACAGGCAGAGCAUUGGGCACACUGACCGUGCACUGUACCUACGGGCGGGGAUGGGAACCCUACAAAAAGUGGUGGUGUCGUGGGUAUGACUGGGAUUCCUGCAAAAUCCUUGUUAAAAGCACCGGGUCAGAACAACUGGUGAAGAAUGGCCGAGCGUCCAUCCAGGACAAUCACAGCCAACGCAUAUUCACCGUGACCUUGGAGGAUCUCUGGUAUGAUGACGCAGACACCUACUGGUGUGGGAUUGAGAAAGUUGGCAAUGACUUGGGGUACAAAGUUUACGUGGAUGUUGACCCAGCCCUUGAUCCAACAGACCCUCCCCAGACUGUGGCAACAACAAAACCAGCCAGUCGAGCUUCCUCGCGUCCAUUUACCCAGGGCAUCAACAGCAGCCAGCCCACUGUUCUGACCAACCCCCACAGCAGGUCGGGGAACUUGGUCUUCAAUGUAGCAGCACAGAAUCCUCCUGUGUGGAUCCUCCUGGUACCGCCUCUCCUUAUGACCCUCAAGUGGCUCUGCCAAGGAUAAAUAACUAUUACAUUGUUCAGAACUCUGGCCAAUGAUGGGUUUUCCAAUUCCAGACCAACCAGUAAGCAUAAAACCUGGGUUAAACCAAAAAGUUCCAGAGUGUGUCCACAUGGACAAAGACCUCUGAUUGGCCAGCUGCACAGAGGUCCACUGAUUCUACCUUCUGCCGCAUUGGUGCCUCCGAGAAAGAAUUCCUUGAACAUAAAAGAUUGAAGACCGGGUUGGACCAUCACCCAACCUGCACCUAAUCUCUUUGCGCCAUACAUCCUCUAUUAAAAUAUUUGGCUUUCCUGCACUCCCUGGAGAU
This is a messenger RNA of Hyaena hyaena (striped hyena), 1118 nucleotides long. Its product is annotated as CMRF35-like molecule 5. The transcript is spliced from 4 exons. Bases 212 to 811 code for a protein of 199 amino acids. Gene Ontology annotation, cellular component: plasma membrane. The record is from RefSeq and is a predicted model, not a curated record. Gene Ontology annotation, molecular function: transmembrane signaling receptor activity. Lineage: Eukaryota; Metazoa; Chordata; Mammalia; Carnivora; Hyaenidae.